AUGGGCUGGCUCAGCUCGACCCGGCAGGGCUUGUUUACUAUGGCCGAUGAUCUGGAGCAGCAGUGAGUUAACCUUGUCUCUUUUCUCUCUCUCCCUCUCUCUCUCGGGGCCGUGAACCUGGGACUGUCUGUGGCUGAGGAACCGUUUUAGACAUCUUCCCGCCUUUCCUUUUCAGGCCUCAAGGCUGGCUGAGCAGCUGGCUGCCCACUUGGCGCCCCACUUCCAUGUCUCAACUGAAGAAUGUAGAAGCCAGGAUCCUCCAGUGUAGCUCUGUUGUGUGACUGCCUUCACGCCAGCAGAACAAACACUGCCCUCCUCAUCUUUCCCUAAGAAGGACCUGGCUUGACCCUCCCAGAUACCCUCAGUGAGGACACACUCUCCCUCGGUCAAGCCCCAGGCAUAUACAGAUAUCUGCAAGGAUCUUCCCUGUAGCUCAAAUGGUAGAGAAUCUGCUUGCAACGCAGGAGACCCGGGUUCGAUCCCUGCAUCUGGAGGAUCCUCUGGAGAAGGGCCUCCAGAACAAGUUCCUGGCUCGAUAUGUGUCCCUCCCAAACCAGAACAAGAUCUGGACAGUGACAGUGAGCCCUGAGCUCAGGGACCGCACCCCCCUGGUGAUGGUGCACGGCUUCGGGGGCGGCGUGGGCCUCUGGAUCCUCAACAUGGAUUCACUGAGCACCCGCCGCACAUUGCACACCUUCGAUCUGCUAGGCUUCGGGCGAAGCUCGAGGCCGACGUUCCCAAGGGAUCCAGAGGGGGCCGAGGACGAGUUUGUGACCUCAAUAGAGACGUGGCGGGAGAGCAUGGGAAUCCCCAGUAUGAUCCUCCUGGGGCACAGUCUGGGAGGAUUCCUGGCCACUUCCUACUCGAUCAAGUACCCUGACAGAGUUAAACACCUCAUCCUGGUAGACCCGUGGGGCUUUCCCCUCCGACCAGCUGACCCCAGUCAGGUCCGUGCACCCCCGACCUGGGUCAAGGCUGUGGCCUCUGUCCUAGGACGUUCCAAUCCACUGGCUGUUCUUCGAGUCGCUGGGCCCUGGGGGCCCGGCCUGGUACAGCGAUUCCGACCAGACUUCAAGCGCAAGUUUGCAGACUUCUUUGAUGAUGAUACUAUAUCAGAGUAUAUCUACCACUGCAAUGCACAGAAUCCCAGUGGGGAGACGGCAUUCAAAGCCAUGAUGGAGUCCUUCGGCUGGGCCCGGCGCCCCAUGUUAGAGCGGAUUCACUUGAUUCGAAAAGAUGUGCCCAUCACCAUGAUCUAUGGGGCCAACACCUGGAUAGACACAAGCACGGGGAAAAAGGUGAAGCUGCAGCGGCCAGAUUCCUACGUCCGAGACUUGGAGAUCGAGGGUGCCUCGCACCACGUGUAUGCAGACCAGCCGCACAUCUUCAACGCGGUGGUGGAGGAGAUCUGUGACUCAGUCGAUUGAGCUGCUCUUCCUGGAGGACGAGGAGAAAGCCAGAGAGUUGCUCUCACCUUCCUGUCUCCUUACUUACCCCUCUGUCCUUUCCUCACCAACUAACAUGUGCCAGCCAGGCGGAGUCUCGGGCUGUCCCAUGGGAAGGGCCACAGAAGAUCAAAGAGCUCUAUGACCCCACACUGAAGGCUGGAGGCAAAAGCCACAAGAGGCCUUGAGCUCCCACCCCAGGGAAGAGCAUAAAGGGUUGUAGAGUGCCACCUCAUUCUCUCCAUGCCGGCGUCACUGGGCGGUGGUUGUGAAGGGACUGCACCAAGCCACGCCCCCCUGUGCCAAGGGAGGGCACCUGCUCCUCCCGGAUGAAGGAGAGGCUCUUAACAGCCUGCCCAGGUCUGGAGUGUGUCUGCGGGGGGUGGGGGGAGGUUCCAUGCAGGACAUCUUCCUCCUCCAUCACCCCUGGUCCCCCAGCCCAUGCCAGUUCUGUUCAGGGGCUGGUUGGGGAACUGCCAAGAGCAGGUCCUGGAGCUCCCGUGGCCUAAGAGGUCAUAUCCAAAGCUCUCAUUAGCAGAGGAGGCAAAGGGCAGGACAAGGCAUGGCUGGUCCAUGGAGAAACAGCUCAGGGCUCCUGGCAGACUCUGUUUGCUAAGGUUUGAGGCAGGCAUGGAGGCCACGGGGCUGGUCCUGGCCUAGGAUAAGCCCACCUGGCCACACAUUCCAGCCUCUGUAUGGGGAUUCUGGUUUCCUGCUCUGUGUCUCAGCCCCGGCUGCCUAAGCUGGGAACACUCAAGUGCUUCCUUCCCUGCCCCUUCUUUUUCCCACUGGGAGGCCUCUGGGCCUCCCUCUGUGCCUUGGGCCCUGAAGCCCCACCCAUAGAACUGAGAACAGUGACCCCUGAUGGAGAGAAGGGAAGGCCCUUUGACCCCAAGCCGUGUCUGGAUCCCCAUCCUCUCUAGUAUCUGCAGGGCUUUUUGCCUGCUCACGUGAACCUCUGCCCAGGUUCCAGUGGGGAGCCUCCAGCCAGCAGUUCCCUGUCCUCAUCAGCCACAGGAUGGUUCUCACUGCCUGGCCCUCCAUCCCUGCUGCCUGUCCUUCUGGUCUCCAGCUCAUCUGUCCCUGACCUACCUGUCACUCUCUCCCGGGGACUGGUUCUGGGCAGUAGGCGGGGCCUGGCCCCAGAACUAGGGUAGCUCCCACCUACUUCUUCACUUUUGUAAAGCCAACCCUUUCACCAGAAUAGUAUUAACUCCUGGUGCUUUGUACUACUGGUCCAGCUGCCUUGGGCUCCUUUUCUAUAUUAAUAAAGAAAUGAAUCAAAAUCACUCAUGGUGAUGAUGUUUAGUAUUGCUCUGACAAGAGUGGUGGGGGUGGUGCUGAAUUCACAACCUCUCCUAUGAUGUCUGAGUCAGGAGGGGCCCUGAGAGGUACCCAUGCACAAGCCCCCCCAACCCCCCUCCCAUUUAGUGCAUCAUCUGCCCUCUGGACCCCGCCCAGUCUCCAGGUCAGCACAGGUCAUUUCAGCCAACCACUUGAGAGGAUAGAUGAGGGUUGGGUGGGCCAAGCCCCAGUUCACAAGAGAAUUGGGCUGAACUGAGUGCUCCCUACUGUCCAUUAAAUAGCCCUGUCAUCUGAAGUUCACCUUGGCCUCUACCUGGACAGCUUCCUAUGCCCUAUUCUGCUUGCCCUCAGUGUUAGCCACUCAGUGGUGUCCAGCUCAUUGCGACCUCAUAGACUGCAGCCUGCCAGGCUCCUCUAUCCAUGGGAUUCUCCAGGCAAGAAUACUGGAGUGGGUUGCCAUGCCCUUCUCCAGGGGAUCUUCCAGGCCCAGGGACAGAACCUGGGUCUCCUGCAUUACAGGCAGAUUCUUUACCAUCUGAGUCACCAGGGAAACCACUCAUCCUCAGUCCCAGUUCAAAUAUUCUUUAUGCAUUAUGCAGGGAAGCUUUCCACUGACCUGCUCCCCAGAUAAGACCUGCAUCCCUUCUUCUGUGUCUCCGUGGCUUACUCAAAUGCCCCUUUGUAAAACUUAACACUUGUAGUCACUGGUUUCAUGUCUGUCUUUCCUCCCCAGACCACAGGCUGCUUCAGCAAUAAAGGGGCAUGUCUGACAUCUA
Budorcas taxicolor (takin) is the source of this 3526-nucleotide messenger RNA. It is a transcript of the gene ABHD4, whose product is annotated as abhydrolase domain containing 4, N-acyl phospholipase B. Lineage: Eukaryota; Metazoa; Chordata; Mammalia; Artiodactyla; Bovidae. The transcript is spliced from 9 exons. The record is from RefSeq and is a predicted model, not a curated record. Gene Ontology annotation, molecular function: phosphatidylcholine lysophospholipase A1 activity. Gene Ontology annotation, cellular component: lipid droplet. Bases 438 to 1427 code for a protein of 329 amino acids.